Aspergillus glaucus CBS 516.65 is the source of this 285-nucleotide messenger RNA. RefSeq lists its product as uncharacterized. NCBI's taxonomy places the organism in Eukaryota, Fungi, Ascomycota, Eurotiomycetes, Eurotiales, Aspergillaceae. The record is from RefSeq and is a predicted model, not a curated record. Gene Ontology annotation, biological process: nucleoside metabolic process. The transcript has a single exon. The annotation marks the transcript as partial. Gene Ontology annotation, molecular function: catalytic activity.
UUGUGUUAUGAAGACUACACAGUCGGGAUAAUCUGUGCAUUGGGAUUCGAGAUGAGCGUUAUCCGUUAUGCACUGGACUGCGAGCAUGCAAAACUACCAAUCAAAUCAAAUGACUCGAACAUAUACAUACUCAGAGAAUUGAGCCACCACAAUGUAGCAGUCGCCUGUCUUCCCGGAAGUCAAGGCAAGAGCUCAGCCGCAAUUGCUGCGACCAACAUGGCGCGUAUAUUCCCCUUGGCCAGGUAUCGUUUUCUUGUAGGCAUUGGGGGAUGCGCUCCGAGUGAG